AUGGAAGAAAAUAACUCUAAAAAUGAAGCAUCUAAAAUAAUGAAAUUACAAAGAAGUUUGUCAAUGGGUUUGUAUUUUGUUUGUAUUUCUACACUAUCUUGGUUCAUAUGUACUACUAAAAGAAGAAAGGAAUGGGCAGACAUAAUGCUUGAUUAUGUUCAUCAUAAAAGAUGUUCUUUUCUAUCUAAUUCAUGGGAAAAAUUUUUGAAAAGAUUAAAGUCAUAA
Plasmodium gallinaceum is the source of this 225-nucleotide messenger RNA. RefSeq names its product conserved Plasmodium protein, unknown function. Bases 1 to 225 code for a protein of 74 amino acids. The transcript has 3 exons. Lineage: Eukaryota; Apicomplexa; Aconoidasida; Haemosporida; Plasmodiidae. The record is from RefSeq and is a predicted model, not a curated record.